AUGGCAUCGAAUUCAUCGGCGGCGGCGUUCUUUGGCGUUAGGCAUGGGGACCAGCAAGACCAGAUUAAGCCGCUGAUAUCACCGCAGCAGCAGCUGGCAGCGGCGCUGCCCGGCGUGGCAGGCGCUGUGCCUGCGGCGUCCGGCCAAGCAGGCGCGCCGACCGCGGCGGCGCAGCCACCGCCCAAGAAGAAGAGGACUAUGCCCGACCCCGACGCUGAGGUGAUCGCGCUGUCGCCCAAGACGCUGCUGGCGACGAACCGGUUCGUGUGCGAGGUGUGCAACAAGGGGUUCCAGCGGGAGCAGAACCUGCAGCUGCACCGGCGCGGGCACAACCUGCCGUGGAAGCUGAAGCAAAAGAACCCGCUGCAGGCGCAGCGCCGGCGCGUGUACCUGUGCCCGGAGCCGACGUGCGUGCACCACGACCCGGCCCGCGCCCUCGGCGACCUGACCGGGAUCAAGAAGCACUUUUGCCGCAAGCACGGCGAGAAGAAGUGGAAGUGCGACAAGUGCUCCAAGCGCUACGCCGUGCAGUCGGACUGGAAGGCGCACUCCAAGAUCUGCGGCACCCGCGAGUACCGAUGCGACUGCGGCACACUCUUCUCCCGGAGGGACAGCUUCAUCACGCACCGGGCGUUCUGCGACGCGCUCGCGCAGGAAAGCGCGCGGCUGCCGCCGACCAGCCUCAGCAGCCUCACCAGCCACCUCUACGGCGCCACCAACGCGGGCAACAUGGCGCUCAGCCUCUCGCAGGUGGGCUCCCACCUCACCUCCACUCUCCAGGACGGCCACCACCACCACCACCCGUCCCAGGAGCUCCUCCGACUCGGUGCCACGGCCGGCGGCGGCAGCAGCAUCGCCGCGCGCCUCGACCACCUCCUGUCGCCCAACGGUGCCUCCGCCUUCCGCCCGCCGCAGGCUCCACCGUCGUCGGCGUCCUUCUUCUUCAACGCGGGGGCAUCGGUCGGGCAGGACUUUGGGGACGACGCUGGCAAUGGACCGCACUCGUACCUGCAGGCUAACAAGCCUUUCCAUGGGCUCAUGCAGUUGCCCGACCUCCAAGGCAACGGUGUUGGGGGCCCCGGCGCCUCAGGCCCCAGCCUCUUCAAUCUGGGUUUCUUUGCUAACAAUGGCAACAGCUCGGGGUCCAGUCACGAGCAUGCAAGCCAGGAGCUGAUGAACAAUGACCAGUUCAGUGGCGGAGCAGGUGGAGGCGGUGGCGGCGGGGGCUCGGAGGUUUCGGCGGCUGGGAUUUUUGGCGGCAACUUCGUUGGUGGUGGAGAUCAAGUUCCACCCCCGGGGCUCUACAGCGAUCAAGCCUCCAUGCUGCCGCAGAUGUCGGCGACCGCUCUGCUCCAAAAGGCGGCGCAGAUGGGCGCGACCUCGAGCGCGAACGGCGGCGCGGCGUCCAUGUUCCGAGGCUUCGUGGGCUCUUCCCCUCACGUGCGGCCGGCGACGCCGCACAUGGAACAGAGCGACGCGAACCUGAACGACCUGAUGAACUCGCUCGCUGGAGGUGGCGUCGGCGCCGGAGGAAUGUUCGGCGGCGGCAACGGCGCCGUCAGCGCGGGGAUGUUUGAUCCCAGGCAGCUGUGCGACAUGGCGGAGCACGAGGUGAAGUUCGGCCAGGGUGGCGGGGACAUGACGCGGGACUUCCUUGGCGUCGGCGGAGGCGGCAUCGUGCGCGGGAUAUCGACGCCGAGAGGAGGAGGAGACCACCAGACCAGCAGCGAUAUGAGCUCCCUGGAGGCCGAGAUGAAGUCGGCCUCGUCCUUCAACGGAGGCAGGAUGCCAUGA
Molecule: messenger RNA, 1794 nt
Organism: Miscanthus lutarioriparius
Lineage: Eukaryota; Viridiplantae; Streptophyta; Magnoliopsida; Poales; Poaceae
Source: the annotation of a GenBank genome assembly